AUAAGUGAACAAUUUUAUCUUCAGAGUAUGUAUGUAGCCUUAAAAAAAUUUGCUCAAGUGAACAAUUUUAUGUUCACUUUGCAAAUUACAUCCCCAAGGCCCAAAGUCGGCCAACCAAUUGCCUUCUACUCCCCAAGUAAAAGCGCUUUGGGUGGUUUUCGCCGGAGCCCCUCCCAUUACUCAGCCGUCCACAACAACUCCGGCGAUCCCCCGAAUCGAUUGCACUGUAAUUUACUAAAAUGACCUCGUUAUCGGCUCUGGAGCUUCCUUCCUUCUCUCUUCUCCACCGUACAUCAGUCUUGGCGCGACCCAGAAGUCAGAUCCAAUGCCGCGCCCCAAGCCGGCCCAGCCCGAAUACACACUCCAUCUCCAGCUUUCUUUACGCACCCUACCGAGUUUCGGGCCCUGGGCCGGUCGUGGUCGCCGCGGCCUCCGGGCUACUUGCCAACGCUGCUUCUAAUGGGGUAUUCACGGUGGGCGAUUUUAUGACGAAGAAAGAGGAUUUGCAUGUUGUGAAGUCCACAACAACUGUGGAUGAAGCUUUGGAAAUGCUUGUAGCAAACAGAAUAACUGGUUUUCCUGUGAUUGAUGAUGACUGGAAGUUGUAUGAGCCCGUUAAUCUGCAGGUUGGUCUUGUGUCAGACUACGAUUUAUUAGCACUAGACUCCAUCUCAGGUACUGGAAAAACCGACACAGACAUGUUUCCAGAAGUCGACAGCACCUGGAAAACGUUCAACGAGAUACAAAAGCUGCUGAGCAAAACCAACGGUCAAGUGGUAGGUGAUGUGAUGACGCCAGCGCCUAUGGUUGUUCAUGAAGCUACAAAUCUCGAGGAUGCUGCUAAGUUGCUUCUCGAGACAAAAUACCGCCGCCUUCCAGUCGUGAGUGACGAUGGCAAGCUGCUCUGCAAAUCAAACGAAAAUUCGAAACUGCAUGAAGUUCGAAUGUAA
This is a messenger RNA of Striga asiatica, 950 nucleotides long. The record is from the annotation of a GenBank genome assembly. NCBI's taxonomy places the organism in Eukaryota, Viridiplantae, Streptophyta, Magnoliopsida, Lamiales, Orobanchaceae.